AUGUCAAAGCCCGAGCCCAUAGCGAUUUGCGGCAUUGGUCUGCGGUUACCUGGCGGCAUCAAUACCCCAACUUCACUGUACAAUUUCCUCAUCAACCGCAAAGAUGCGCGCUCCAAACCAGAUCGUCCGCGAUACCACUCGCAAGACCACCACUUCACAGCGAGCGGCAAAUCAGGACCUUUACCGACAGAGGAAGGAUACUGGCUCUCACACGACGAUGUAUUCAAAUUCGACCCGUCAAUGUUUUCUAUGAACCCCAAGGAGUUGCUGAAACUAGACCCUCAGCAGCGGCUGCUUCUGCAAGUCGUCUGGGAGGCGCUGGAGAGUGCUGCAGAAACAGAUUGGCAAGGGCAGAGGAUUGGGUGUUACGUGGGCAGUUUUGGAGAUGACUGGCGAGAAAUGCACGCCAUUGAUGCUCAAGACGAUGGCAUCAUGACCGUCCGCACAGCAUGCUCAGCUGCCGGUCUAGCAGUCCACCUAGCCUGCCAGGCAAUACGUGCCGGCGAAUGCGACUCCGCAAUCGUUGCCGGGGCGAAUUUGAUACUCUCGCCAGGCUUCACCAAGCUCAUGGCCGAGCAGAGCGUACUUUCGCCCGAUGCUUCGUGCAUGACGUUCGACGCCAGUGCAAAUGGCUAUGCCCGUGCAGAAGCCAUUAAUUGCCUCUACAUCAAAAAGCUCGACUGCGCGAUCCGCGACGGGAAUCCGAUUCGUGCUAUUAUUAGAGGGUCAGCAACGAACUCUGACGGGAGGACCCUUGGCUUGACAACACCCAGUGCACAGGCACAGCAGCAAUUGAUUCGUGAUGCAUAUCGACACGCCGGUAUACCAGAAAAUCAGAUGUGGCAGACUGCCAUGGUCGAAUGCCACGGCACCGGCACGGCUGUGGGCGAUACCAUUGAGGCGUGCACCGUUGGCGCUCUUGUCAGCAAAUCUGCUGCAACAGUAGGAAGUUCGGCAACGGUUCGAAGCCAUGGCAAUGUCGAGACGCCACCUCCUUCACCACCUCUGAGGAGAGAGCCAGCGACUCUGCUACUAUUCUCCGCGGGGCACGAGGAGUCACUCAAGAGGACCGCACACGACUACCAGGAGUUCCUCCGAGCCAGGCCUGCAAAGUUGGAAGAUCUUUCAUACACGUUGAUGCAUCGUCGCUCUCACCUAUCGCAUCGCACUUUUGCGGUCGUCACCGAUGACUGCGACCAACUGGCUUUCACCCUUCCCCCCGUGCCUAGUUUCCGACCAGGCUCACAAAUUGAGGGGAUUGCUUUCAUUUUCACCGGUCAAGGCGCUCAAUGGGUGCGGAUGGGAUCGCAUCUGAUGAAAGGUGGUAGUAGAGACUUCCUGCAGGAUAUCAGGGAAAUGGACGCGGUCUUGAAGAGUCUUCCGCGAGAGCACCGUCCAAGUUGGGAUAUCAGAAAUGAGCUCAUGAAAUCGGAUUCUACCUCCCGCCUCGGGGAAGCGGAAUUCGCCCAGCCCAUUUGCACUGCAAUCCAGAUUGCCCUGACCAGGCACCUUGCUAGAUAUGGAAUCGCCCCCAAGGCUGUCGUUGGUCAUUCCAGCGGUGAAAUUGCAGCUGCGUACGCGGCCGGUGUCCUCACCCUGAAGGAAGCGAUUAUUGUCGCCUACUACCGAGGGUUCAUGGUCAAGGAAUCCAAAGUUCAAGGUUCUAUGGCUGCCAUUGGACUUGGAAGAGAGCAAGUCACGUCAUUCUUGACGACUCGAGUCGUCAUCGCUUGUGAGAAUAGCAACUCUAGUGUGACUUUGUCCGGGGAUACGGACGCCCUUGAGGCAGUUUGUAGUGCAAUCAGGUCUGCUCGACCAGAGGUUCUAGUUCGUUUGCUAAAGGUUGACAAGGCAUACCAUUCUCAUCACAUGCGUGCAGUUGGCAUCGAGUAUCAAUCUCUUCUCAAGACAUACUUGAGGCCGAAAUCGCCAAAAGUCCUUUUCUACUCCAGCGUCUCAUCCCAAACACUCGAACGAGCCUCCGACUUUGGCGCCGAGUAUUGGCAGCGAAACUUGGAAUCACCAGUUCUCUUCCGACAGGCUGUGAUUUACACGGAGAUGGCCAUCACUCCGUCUUACUUAGCCGUGCAAAAACGAGGCUCAAAUAGCGCAGCAGCCUUCCUUGCUGCCAUCGGCGAGAUGCACUGCCGAGGCGUCCCCGUCAAAUUUCCUUUACCUGAUGGGGCGCGGCCGUUGACAGACCUGCCACCGUACCCGUGGCAUUUGAGCAAGACCUUCUGGCCGGACUCACGGGUUACCCAGUCCUGGCAGUAUCCCGAACACUCGCCACACGAGCUGCUCGGAUCACGCUCUUUAGAUAGUACAAGUACAGCCCCGAGUUGGAGAUGUCUUCUGUCACUGGACAACGUUCCUUGGAUUGCGGACCAUUGCGUCGGCUCGGAUGUUGUUUUCCCAGCUGCCGGGUACAUCGUGAUGGCUGGUGAGGUCGUCCGGCAGCUUUCUGGGCAGGCGCCCUACACCAUUCGUGACUUACGAAUCGCCAAUGCUCUUGUUCUUCCUCGGGGGAACAAGAUCGAGCUUUUCACUUCUCCUGCACAAUGGUACAAAGCCAUGUCACGGGUGGGAUACAGAUAUGGCCCAAAAUUCCGAGGCAUGAGGAAGGUUCGCACCAGCGUCAGGUCGCCAGCUGUAUCGGUCGAAGUUUCUGAUGAACGAGAAACGCCAGAGCAUCAGUACGGCUAUGUCUUACACCCAGUCACGAUUGAUCUGAUGCUUCAGUCCCUCAUCGUCGCGAACCACUCCGGGGAACCUCGCUUCCUUCAAAGGCUGUAUCUGCCGACUCAUAUUGAUGAGCUAUUCGUCAGCUCGGAGGCCUCAAAGAUGGGUCUUCUGCUCCAGAGUGUCAAGUCUGGUAGUGAGGGAGACUAUCAGGGGGAUUGCUCUGGCACAUUGCGCGAUAGUCCCGGAGAUGAACCAGUCGUCUUCAUGAAAGGUCUCCGACUCUCUCCGGUUGACCUGGACCAUGCUACUGCAGGCGCCACGGAUAGUUCAAAGGUUGCAGUCAUGUCUUGGGAACAAGAUAUUAGACUGGCGCAUGCCACUGACUUGGUGUCAGCGGCAUCCGACUCCUCAUUCCCAGAGACACAUCAGCUACUCGAAGAGCUUUUUGUACUUUGCGGCACAAUGGCACUCAAGGAGAUCGGCGCCGGAACUGGGGGGUUGACUUCCCGCAUUCUCAAAGAUUUGGCGGACUGCUUCAAAGAUGGCAAAGUCCUCGGGACCUAUGUCUUCACAGAUGUCUCUGCUGGGUUCUUCCCGGCAGCGAAGGAGCGUUUCCGUGACGUUAGUCCCGGGUUCCUGGACUAUCGCGUCUUGGAUAUCAGUCGCGAUCCAGCUGAUCAGGGGUUCAGCGGUGAAGAGUACGACCUCAUCGUUGCAAGCAAUGUGCUCCAUGCUACUCCGAAGCUGAAUGAGACCUUGCAGCAUGUCAGGUCAUUGUUGAAGCCUGACGGAAGACUCUUGAUGCAUGAGCUGUGCUGCAACACAAAAUGGAUCAAUUUCAUCAUGGGUUACCUUUCGGGAUGGUGGCUCGGCGACUCUGACAACCGCCCAGUGGAGCCUUACAUUUCUCCAGAGCAGUGGGAGGAGCGUCUAUUUCAAGCUGGCUUCUCAUCUGCGGAGGUUGUCUACGAUGCCGGGCCGCAAUACAAGCUUAACGCCACGAUCAUUGCUCGUCCUGCUGCGCCGAGCCAAGGCAUCAGUCUCACUUCACAGCAAAUAACCUUGCUGUGCGAAGAGCAGUCACACCCAGUGGUAACUGAAAUUGAACAAACCUUGCGGCGUCUAGGUCACUCUAUCACCAUUUCAAAUCCUGAAUAUGACGGCUCACCUGCCGGCAGCAUCGUGGUAUCCGUUAUUGAUCUGUGCCGCGGCGACGGCUAUUUCCACGAUAUGACGAAAGUCAAGCUAGAUAACCUCAAGAGCCUACUGAAGACUCUUCGAGACACCAACUCGAGCCUACUCUGGCUUUCACGACCCUGCCAGCUCGGGUCGGUCGAUCCGACCUUCGCUCCAGUGCUCGGCAUCGCGAGAACAGCAAGAGUUGAGGUUGGAGUACAUUUUGCUACAAUGGAGCUUGACAGCGUUACUGCAGAUUCUCUAAAGGCUGUCUCCCAGGUCGCAGGCCGACUUUGCUCCCAACGCGCGGCCUUGACUCCGAAUAUGGGUGAAGAUAUGGAGUUCUCCUACUCUACGGGUCGCAUCCUGAUUCCGCGAUGCAAGUGGGCUCCAAUCUCUCGCGCUCUUGCGUCCCAAACUUCAAUCUCUUCAACAAAGAUGCUGCAGGUCUCGAGGCCUGGGGCCCUACAAACUCUAAAAUGGGUUUCUUGUCAAUUGCCCGACGAUAUACCGUCCGACCACGUCAAGGUUGAUGUCCACGCAGCAGGUCUCAACUUCAAAGACGUCGUCACUGCAAUGGGCCUGAUCAAGCCUUCGGCUCCAAGAGGACUCGGAUGUGAAGCCAGCGGUAUCGUGACGGCCAUAGGAGGUUUUGUGACGAACGUUCGGGUUGGCGAUCGCGUCAUGGUUUUCGCGCCCGAGGCGGCCUGCUUCUCUACGGAGAUACUGGCCCCAGCACAGCUCUGCAUCCGCAUUCCCCAUACACUUGCCUUUGCUGACGCGGCUGGAAUGCCCUGCAUAUUCACCACGGUCCUUCGAGCCCUGGUAGAUAAAGCCGGCCUUAGGGCUGGUCAAACUGUGCUCAUCCACAGCGCCGCUGGUGGUGUUGGCAUUGCGGCCUUGCAAGUAGCUCGAUGGAUUGGGGCCAGAGUCUACGUAACUGUGGGCAGCGAGGAGAAGGCAGAUUUCCUUGUCAGAGAGUGGGGUGUUCCUACAGAACAGAUCUUCUCAUCUCGAGACGUCAGUUUUGUGGAGGGUGUGAAAGCAGCGACAGGUGGUUUCGGUGUUGACGUCGUGUUGAACUCUCUGUCUGGAGAGCUUUUACAUGCAUCAUGGGAUUGUGUCGCCCCUCAUGGCACCUUCAUCGAGCUAGGGAAGAAAGAUACUCUAGCGGGCGGUAAACUUGCUAUGGCAGCUUUCGAUGGGAAUCGGUCCUUCAUUGGCGUCGAGAUGGCGAAUCUGGCUGCUGAGAACCCUGCCAUCAUCUCCCGCUUGCUACAGAAAUGUGUGGACUUGUAUCAGCAAGGUUACAUCCAUCCCGUGAAGCCUGCAAAGGUUUUCACGUGCAGUAAGACUGAAGAUGCCUUCCGAUACUUGUAUCAGGGUACCCACAUUGGAAAGGUGGCCGUCGACAUGACCGAGAAAGAUGCCGCGGCAUUGAAGGUAUCUCAAGUGCCUUUGCCUCCCAGCUUCCGUGAGCAAGCUACCUAUGUACUUGCCGGCGGCAUGGGUGGUCUGGGAGCAACGAUAGCGCGAUGGAUGGCCUCCCACGGUGCCAAAAGUCUGCUUUUCAUCUCGAGGUCCGCCGGACGCAGUAAUGACGAUCAAGCUCUGCUUUCAGAACUUCGUUAUGCAGGUUGCGAGGUCAAUGCCAUACCAUGCGAUAUAGCAGACGAGACGUCCAUGCAAGCGGUCAUUUCGAGACAUGCUUCAUCCAAACGGAUCGCGGGCGUACUAAAUCUAGCAAUGGUGCUUGCCGACGGUGCAGUCUCUGACCUUACACUGUCACAGUGGCAAACUGCGACAUCGCCCAAGAUACGCGGGACAUGGAACCUUCACCGCACGCUGCCUCAUGAUAUUGACUUUUUCGUGCUCUUUGGUAGCACGUCUGGUGUGCAUGGGUAUCCAGGCCAAGCAAAUUACGCUGCUGCCAACACCUUCCUCGAUGCGUUUUCCCAGUAUCGCCGGGGUCUGGGUCUGCCUUGUUCAGUGAUUGACCUAGGAGGCGUCGAGGAUGUGGGCUAUGUCAGUCGUACACGAGACGUUGAAGACGCCAUGACGAGAUCUGGAUCCAAACUUGUUUCCGAAGCCGACAUGCUCCGAGGUCUUCAGCUCGCCAUCGCUGAAAGUCGACCAUUGGCCACAAGCGCAAACACUGGAGCACACUGGUCAGCCACCAAUGGGCAACUGGUACUUGGUCUUGACUGCAGCACGUCUAUCAACGAUCCUGGUAAUCGAGUUGUGUGGAAGCACGAUCCUCGCAUGAACCUCUACCCAGAUAUUGCGGAGAAUGAGGUGGCCUCUCGGAAAGAGGCUGGUUCAUCAGGCUUAGCCGAAUUUCUAUCAAGUCUGCAGUCGCGACCGGAAGAGAUCGAAACGCCCGCGUCAACAACAUAUCUCGCGCAAGAAAUCGCACGCCGGAUAUUUGGGUUUCUCAUGCGGGAGGUGGAUGAAGGCGGGGUUGACAGUACUCUGUCACCUUCAGCGCUUGGAGUCGACUCUCUCAUGACCAUUGAGAUUCGUAAUUGGUGGAAACACACUCUUGGUGUAGAAAUAACGGAGUAUGGGGCCGAUAUGAUCGGAGCCAUGUUCCGAGGUGGGGUCUUCACCGGGUCGGCAUAUUCGGUCAGCACCAUGCGGAGGGAUGACUCAGCUCGGUCAGGAGCCUUCCGCCUGUGCGCCAGGCCGCGGGCUGCGGCGCAGAUUCGAGCUUUCCGACCGUUGAACUUUUCGACGACCGCGUCUGUUCGAGCUGCCGAGAUUCGCGAUGUCUCCUCUCUCCCGCCUAGAGUUAUUCCGAAAUACCGCGACCCUCCGAACUCGACCUCUGGCUUGCUAUCCCUACACUGGCCGACGCCUCCGAGGAAUAUCCUCUUGAUGCCGAAGCUGCGAUCCCCUCAAGUCCUACGAGCGACCAUCGACUUUGCGAAGCACCUACAAAGUACAUAUUCUGGUCUGAACCUGAUAUUUGAGCCGAGAGUCGCUCAGAUGGUGCACGAGUCCUUCAACUUCCCCAUCUACACAUGCGACCCAUCUGCAUUCCCGGACAGAAUCGACAUGAUCACGACGCUUGGAGGCGAUGGAACCAUUUUGCGCGCCGCAAGCCAUUUCAGCAUGUACCAAGCCGUGCCCCCCAUUCUCGCAUUCAAUUUUGGUACAAUAGGGUUCCUGGCAGAGUGGAAGUUUGAGGAAUACAAAAGGGCCUGGAGAGAGGCUUACAUGAGUGGGAGUGGCGUCGCCGUGGAUGAUCUAUUGACGCCACACACGAGAGUCGCAAGCGGAGAGAAGGAACACGACGUCAAGGAUGGGGCUCAGUCUGGAUGGCAUGCGUCUCCUGGCAAGAGCAUGGGACAGAGUCGGGCAGCCAAAAUCUUGCUGAGACACCGACUACGCGUCGGCGUAUACGACAACAACGGCCAGAACAUCAGCAGCCAAUUACUCCCAACGACGAAGUCACAAGCACACCUACCAGCCGAACACCCCGAGGACACAAUACUUUCGAAACGUGACAUUCCUCAACCGAUCCAUGCUCUUAACGAACUCCUCAUUCACCGGGGGCCAAAGCCUCACCUUGCCCAUAUUGACAUUUACCUUAACAACCGAUUCCUGACGGAAGCUGUCGCAGAUGGCAUACUACUGAGCACCCCUACGGGCUCUACUGCUUAUAGCCUGAGCGCCGGCGGUUCCAUCAUACACCCCCUCGUGAAAUCGCUCCUCAUUACACCAAUCUGCCCACGAAGUUUAAGCUUCCGACCCUUGGUCCUCCCCCUUAAUACCAAGGUCACACUCAAAGUCAGCAGCAAGAACCGCGAUGGCGAGCUCGAGGUCAGUAUCGACGGCAAGCGAAGUGCCGGCGCAGGUAUCGGCACUGAAAUCCGCGUCGAAGGAGAGAUGGUCGGCGAGUCCAGCAACGGUGACUGGAAAGGAGGUGUGCCGUGUGUCAUCUGCGGACCAGGCAAGGGCGACGCGUCGGACUAUGACGACGAUGGCUGGGUUGGGGGUCUGAAUGGCCUCCUCAUGUUCAACUAUCCCAUCGGGAGGUGA
Colletotrichum abscissum is the source of this 7902-nucleotide messenger RNA. Its product is annotated as polyketide synthase. The transcript is spliced from 11 exons. Gene Ontology annotation, molecular function: fatty acid synthase activity; zinc ion binding; oxidoreductase activity. Gene Ontology annotation, biological process: NAD+ metabolic process; fatty acid biosynthetic process; secondary metabolite biosynthetic process. The coding region runs from base 1 to 7902 and encodes 2633 amino acids. The record is from RefSeq and is a predicted model, not a curated record. NCBI's taxonomy places the organism in Eukaryota, Fungi, Ascomycota, Sordariomycetes, Glomerellales, Glomerellaceae.